AUGUCUUUGUUUAUUCGAUUUGAGUUAUACAGUUCUGGAUCGCGGAUCAUUUGUACAGAGACGAUAGCUACUUAUAAUGUGAUAAUAACGAUACAUGGCCUAGCUAUGAUCUUUAUGUUCUUAAUGCCUGCUUUGUACGGAGGAUAUGGUAACUUCUUUGUACCAAUAUAUAUUGGUGGUUCGGAAGUCGUUUUCCCAAGAACUAACGCGAUCUCCUAUUUUCUAGUACCAUUAGGUUCUGUGUUUGUUAACUCAAAGUAUUUGUUCCGAGUUUGGUAG
This is a messenger RNA of Besnoitia besnoiti, 279 nucleotides long. RefSeq lists its product as uncharacterized. Lineage: Eukaryota; Apicomplexa; Conoidasida; Eucoccidiorida; Sarcocystidae. Gene Ontology annotation, biological process: electron transport coupled proton transport; mitochondrial electron transport, cytochrome c to oxygen. The record is from RefSeq and is a predicted model, not a curated record. Gene Ontology annotation, cellular component: membrane. Gene Ontology annotation, molecular function: cytochrome-c oxidase activity; heme binding. Bases 1 to 279 code for a protein of 92 amino acids. The transcript has a single exon.